AUGUCGCCUGCCAAAGAAACGGAAACCGUGCCUCCCAAGGAGGUUACUGAAGCUACUAAGAAGAAGGAACAGAAGGAGGAAGAGUUGUCUGAAGAAGACCAGCGUUUGAAGGAUGACUUGGAACUUCUCGUGGAACGUUUGGCAGAGCCAGAUCAAGAGCUGGGUUUGUAUGACAAAUACUUGUCGACAUUGAAGACCUAUAUUAAGGAUUCCACUACUUCAAUGACAGCUGUGCCCAAGCCAUUGAAGUUCUUGAGACCUCACUAUCCUGCCUUGACUGAAUUGUACGACAAAUGGGCUGAAACUCACGGUGUCAAAACAAAUGUUGUCGUAAGUUUGGCCGAUAUUUUGUCUGUAUUAGCUAUGACUUACUCUGACGACGGAAAGAGAGACUCGUUGAAAUACAGAUUGUUGUCGUCUGAUACUACUAUCGCCGACUGGGGUCACGAAUACAUGCGUCACUUGGCAUUAGAAAUCGGAGAAUCGUACCAGGAGGAGUUGGGUUCGGACGAAUCCAUCGAAAAAUUGGUCCAAUUGGCUAUACAGAUUGUUCCUUUCUUCUUGGAACACAAUGCAGAAGCUGACGCCGUAGACUUGCUCUUGGAAAUCGAAAGUAUUGACAAGUUACCUAAGUUCGUAGAUGACAGCACUUACGCCAGAGUAUGUCUUUAUAUGGUCAGUUGUGUACCUUACUUAGCUCCUCCCGACGAUAAGUCAUUCUUGCACACUGCCUAUGCCAUCUAUUUGGAACAUAGUCAAUUGACACAAGCCUUAACUUUGGCUAUCAAGUUAGAUGAUGAGGACUUGAUUAAGAAAGUUUUUGAAGUCACCGACGAUGUCUUGAUUCAUAAACAGUUGGGACUCAUGCUCGCCCAGCAGAAGAACAGCUUCAAGUACCCUGGUGAGAAUCCAGAAGUGCAGGAAACCAUCCACAAUGUCAAGUUGCACGAAUACUACAGCUAUCUUGCUAAGGAGUUGAAUCUCUUAGAUCCAAAGGUGCCUGAGGAUAUCUAUAAAUCACACUUGGAAAACGCCAAGUUUGGUUUGGGAACCUCUGGCUCUAUUGACUCUGCCAAGCAGAACUUGGCUGCUGCGUUUGUCAACACCUUCAUCAACUUGGGAUAUGGUACCGACAAGUUAAUUCAAACUGAAGAAGACAACAAGUCGUGGAUCUACAAGACCAAGGGACUCGGCAUGGUUUCGACUACUGCCUCGUUGGGUUCUCUCCACCAAUGGAAUAUCAACGAAGGUUUCCAGGUCUUGGACAAGUACACCUAUUCUUCUGAGGACGAAAUUAAAGCUGGUGCCUUAUUGGGUACGGGUAUUGUUUCUGCUAAUGUUCACGACGAUGUCGAAGCUGCUUUGGCUUUACUUCAAGACUAUGUCUCUGACCCAAACAAGCUCUUGCAAUCUUCUGCCAUUAAUGGGUUAGGUAUUGCAUUUGCCGGUUCCUCCAAUGAGGAAGUGUUGAACUUGUUAUUGCCAUUGGUUUCUGAUUUAGAUAUUCCUUUUGAAAUCUCCUGCUUAGCAGCUUUGGCUUUAGGGCAUGUAUUUGUUGGUACUUGUCACGGCGAUAUUACAUCCACCAUAUUGCAGACCUUAUUGGAAAGAGACUUCAUUCAAUUGACCAAUAAGUUCAUCAAAUUCAUGUCUUUAGGUUUGGGUUUGUUAUACAUGGGCAAGACCGAACAAGUCGAGGACGUAUUGGAAACCAUCGAUGCCAUCGAACACCCUAUCUGUAAGACCUUGAAGGUCUUAGUGAAUAUCUGUGCUUAUGCUGGUACCGGUAAUGUUUUGCAGAUCCAGUCCUUAUUACAGAUGUGCACUGCUAAGCCUAAAGAUCAAGCCGCUGAUGAAAAGAAAUUGGAACAAUCAGAAGAAGACCAAUUGAAGAGCGAAAACAAAGAAGACAAGACAGCUGAAGAUGUCGCCGACGUAGAAAUGGAAGAAGCCACAGCUGAAAAGAAGGCAAGCGAAAAGGAAGAAAAAGAAGAAAAAGAGGAAGAGGAAGAGGAAGAAAAGGAAGAGGAAGAAGAGUUGUUUCAGGGUAUUGCUGUUUUGGGUUUGGCCUGUAUUGCUAUGGGAGAUGAAAUCGGUCAAGACAUGUCACUUCGUCACUUUGCCCAUUUGAUGCAUUAUGGUAAUUCUCUGAUCCGUAGAGCUGUGCCAUUGGCAAUGGGAUUGGUGUCUACUUCAUAUCCACAAAUGAAGGUGUUUGAUACCUUGUCUCGUUACUCGCACGACCCAGACUUGGAAGUAGCUCAGAAUGCCAUCUACUCCAUGGGUUUGGUUGGUGCUGGUACAAACAACGCCAGAUUGGCACAGUUGUUGAGGCAAUUGGCUUCUUACUAUAUCAAGUCGCCAGACUCAUUGUUCAUGGUACGAAUUGCACAGGGAAUCUUGCACUUGGGUAAGGGCACAUUGACGUUGAGUCCUUUCAAUAGUGAGAGAAGCAUCUUAUCCAAGGUUUCAUUGGCAUCGUUGUUGACUAUUUCUGUAGCAUUAUUAGAUCCAAAGGCCUUCAUCUUGAGUGACUCUACUACCGAGACCUCCCAUCAAGUAUUGUACUACUUGAUUCCUGGUGUAAAGCCCAGAAUGUUGGUUACAGUAGAUGAAGAUUUAAACCCUAUCAAGGUGAAUGUCAGAGUCGGUCAGGCUGUUGAUGUGGUAGGACAGGCAGGUAGGCCCAAGACCAUUACUGGAUGGGUGACUCAAUCUACUCCUGUGUUGUUGAACUACGGAGAAAGAGCCGAGUUGGAAAACACUGACGAAUGGAUCUCAUUGAGUGGGUCGUUGGACGGGGUUGUGAUUUUGAAGAAGAACCCUGACUUCAUGGAGGUGGAUGCCUAG
Scheffersomyces stipitis CBS 6054 is the source of this 2850-nucleotide messenger RNA. RefSeq names its product proteasome regulatory particle base subunit (gene RPN1). Lineage: Eukaryota; Fungi; Ascomycota; Pichiomycetes; Serinales; Debaryomycetaceae. Gene Ontology annotation, molecular function: enzyme regulator activity. The transcript has a single exon. Gene Ontology annotation, biological process: proteasome-mediated ubiquitin-dependent protein catabolic process; regulation of protein catabolic process. The record is from RefSeq and is a predicted model, not a curated record. Gene Ontology annotation, cellular component: nucleus; proteasome regulatory particle, base subcomplex; proteasome storage granule. Bases 1 to 2850 code for a protein of 949 amino acids.